CUGGCCCCACAGUCCCCCCCUCAGUGUCUCUGCUGUCCCCCUCCUCUGAGCAGCUCUCUGGGGGGUCGGCCACGCUGGUCUGCCUGCUGAGCGGCUACUCUCCUCAGGGGGCCGCGGUGAGCUGGGAGGUGGACGGUGCCCAGGUGACAGAGGGGGUCCUGAGCAGCUCAGAGGAGGAGGAGAGCGGACGUUACAGCAGCAGCAGCACCCUGAGCCUGAGCAAGGAGCGCUGGAUGGAAGGAGAGCUGUACUCCUGCAGAGUCCUCCAUCAUGGACACAGUCAGAGC
Austrofundulus limnaeus is the source of this 287-nucleotide messenger RNA. Its product is annotated as Ig lambda-7 chain C region. Lineage: Eukaryota; Metazoa; Chordata; Actinopteri; Cyprinodontiformes; Rivulidae. The record is from RefSeq and is a predicted model, not a curated record.